GUGCACAAAAAUUUCUUUAUUUCCCCAAUGUGAGGUUUAAUUUGGUUAACUAUUUAUAUACAUAAUGGGGAACGCAGGUAGUAAUCAUCCCAAGGAAUGGCAUAAAGAUGCUGCAGCCAAACCAACAGGCGCUGGUCCGUCUUCCCCAACCAAAGACGGCGAGGCUUUUACGUUUGACAAAAAGGUAGACGACGAUCGCAGUGGAAGAGAUGACGACAAUAACAUUGAGGAUGGGGCUCCUUAUUAUACCAAGGCCGUGCCUGAGAGCGAAGAAGAAUUCGGUGUUAUGCGAGAACGAUCGAACACGUUGACUGAAGGAAGUAAAUCUACGGACGAAUCGAAAGUGUUGCCCACUGUGUUUAGAUGGGAAGGGGGUGGUAAACAGGUUUUCAUUAGUGGAACAUUUACUGACUGGAAGACAAUUCCUAUGGUCAAGAGUCAUGGAGAUUUUGUGACCAUAAUAGACCUCCCAGAAGGGGAGCACCAGUACAAGUAUUUUGUGGAUGGGGAGUGGCGCAAUGACCCUUCAGUGAAAUUAGUUGACAAUGGGAUGGGAUCCAAGAAUAAUUUGGUAAAGGUGAAGUUAUCGGAUUUUGAGGUGUUCCAGGCUCUGGCUAAGGACAGUGAAGGAGUACACAGCAGCGCCCAGACUGAGUAUUCACAGGAAAUUCCACAAGCUAAACCAUGGGAGAAGGUAUCAGGGCCGCCAAUAUUGCCCCCUCACCUAUUACAAGUCAUAUUGAACAAAGAUACACCACUUUCAUGUGAACCAACUCUCCUACCAGAACCAAACCACGUGAUGUUGAACCAUCUAUACGCGCUGUCAAUCAAAGAUGGAGUCAUGGUACUAUCCGCGACCCAUAGGUAUCGGAAGAAAUAUGUUACCACCCUUCUGUAUAAGCCAAUAUAGGUCAAGGUGCCAUGCUAGUUAUAAAGUCGAACGGCCCCCGUAGACGGAUCAUUUUUUUUAGCAAUAUAUAGUAUAAUCCCAUUCUUCACUGCCAGCGACCCGCUGGGUUCUCUAUUCGUAAUGGGCGCUUUUCGCUAGAUAUGGGCACAGGGCGGACACGCCAUACAUCAAAAAUCACUUGCGUUUCUAUGUGUGAACGGCACGUCUGUACACGUGUCAUGCGUCAUAGUGCGAGUAAGUUGCUUAAAAAUAGUACAGAACGGCCGUCAAUUUGGUGUCGCGGGGCGAGGUAAUUCGAGCUGGGGCGGGGCGGUGCGUGGCCGUUCUGUAUGAUAAUACUAUUACUUAUUCUGUGACAUGGGUUUUCCAGUGUUAUCGGUUACGAACGUAGCACGUAGUAGCUCGCACUGGCAGUGAAUUUGUUAAGGCUCGGCCACGCAUUAAAUUAAAAUAAUAACAAUUUGAGUCCCAAACAUAGGCGUCACAAAACGUUUGAGGCGUUUUACGCGUCCUGAUAAGUCAAUGUGUUAAAAUUGAUCAACAAGUGUAAGAAAUAAAACUAUGAAAACGGAUUAUAUCGCGUAUAUUGAAUUUAUAAUACAUCCCGACGUUUCGAACCCUUUACAGCGAACGUCGAAACGUCAGGAUCAAUUCAUAGUUUUAUUUCAUGAGUAACUAUCGCGGUAACCGUAGACAAUAUUAAGUGUAAGAAACUUGAUCGUCAAUGGGGGUCUAAGGUUGUACACGUAUGUACAGGUAUGUAUAGUGGAACAAUUUGACUUAAGACCAUGAAAGAAGAGUGAUGCACUCGCAUAGUAAAAAAAAUUAUUCGUAUCUACCGCUCUAUCUCUAUCGCUCUUGCAUAUUCGAGCGACAGAGAUGUUGCCGUGGCUCCUAGCUAUGGGCUCUAUUGCUUAGGCAAUAGUCUAAAAUGAAAGUUUUUACUUUUAUUUAUAUUAUGCAUUAGACUAGCUAGAUCAUAAAUGUGUCGAUUAACUUCAAACGGGUAAAUCCAUUCGACCCUCAGCAAUAUCUACCCUAUUACCGUUUCUUAUUACCAAAAUUGCAUAAUCUGACAGAUGGAUUUACUUACCCGAGUUUGAAGUUAAGCGACUUAUCCAUGAAGGCGAGCGUUCGGGAAUUUCAUUCCAUCAAGGAAAUUCUUGAGCGUUUUGCCGUUCACCAGAAUAACGGAGUGUGAAUCGAAGUGGAAUCGAAGGCCCAAAGAUGGACCAACGAUCUAGUUAAGAUCAUAGAAAACCGUUGAAUAAAUAGUAGGUAUAAACCUACUUUUAUUUACAUAAAGUUUAUUACACAAAUACAAAAAAAAGUACAAAUGGGGGAGAUAAAAGCCUAAAGGUGUUCUCUACCAGUCAAAAAUAAGAAAAUAUAUGUUUGGAACUACUUAUUGCAAACAACUCAAGGUCAAUUAAACUACAUAUAAAAUACACAAAUAACAAGACUACAAGUUAUUAGCAGUUAGCAGUAUAUUAAUUGGUAUAGUAGGUACUUUUGUGUCAGAGUCAAAUUGUUUGAUUGUACUUGCCUUUUCAAUUUGUUCAGCAGUGUGCCUAGGUAAUUAUGUAUAAUAUUGUUAUUUAGGUUUUAGCAAUUAGACAUUUACCCUUUACGCGAAAUGUACGAACAGUAUUCUUGUCAUUGUUUUAGUGACGUUGCAUUGGCAAAAGCUUAGUCACCAGUUCGCUAUAUAAUAAGUCAUGAAUAAAGCAAUAUUUUAUAUAGUUUGCUUGGUCACUAACCAAAAUAGAGGAAUUUUUAAUAAUAACUUAUUAUGUAAAACGUACACGCUAUUUUUGUUCGUUUAUCGCAUUGGCGACGGGUGAAAUGAUUAACUGUUUGACCGCCAACGACGUCAUUCCACGUCGACGAAAGGUGGUGCCCCAGACUCUUAAGACGGCCUUAGGCGUCAAGAAUUACCUAAAUAUAACUAUAAAACCGUCUUACAAGUAUGCUGCUGUAUACUUGUAAGAUUUUUGAUAAUAAUUAGAAAGUCAUAUUUGUGCUCACAAUAUUUGAUCAGUGAUAGACUCCGACCACGCUAAGUUUGCACCGAAUGGGCGGCGACUUUCGAAAACUUUGCGUGGUUCGACUAUACUGAUAUUACUUAGACUAGAUGGAAAAUAUGCUGGGGAACGGUUACUUGUCGACGUGAUAUGAAGUCGUUUG
Messenger RNA from Cydia strobilella, 3097 nucleotides. It is a transcript of the gene alc, whose product is annotated as 5'-AMP-activated protein kinase subunit beta-1. Gene Ontology annotation, cellular component: nucleotide-activated protein kinase complex; cytoplasm; nucleus. Gene Ontology annotation, biological process: signal transduction. Gene Ontology annotation, molecular function: protein kinase binding. The transcript has 5 exons. Lineage: Eukaryota; Metazoa; Arthropoda; Insecta; Lepidoptera; Tortricidae. The record is from RefSeq and is a predicted model, not a curated record. Bases 65 to 910 code for a protein of 281 amino acids.